AUGCAGCAGCAGAGCAGAGAGGUGCUGAAGGACGUCACGACGGCCCUGCAGCUUGAGCAGGAGCUGCAGCUCUCCCAGGCCCAGCACGGGGUGGCGGUGCUCGACGUGUACAGCUCCGAGUGGGGCAACACCAAGGUGCUCUCGGAGACCUUCCGGCGCCUCUACACCGACGCCGGGGACCAGACGCACCUGCGCUUCUACUCGGUGGAGUGCAACUCCGUGCUAGAGAGCCUCAAGUUCCCCGAGGAGCAGCGCAACCUGCAGCGUCCGAAAAACCUGGAGCUCUGCCGAUACACGCUGCCCACUUUCUGGGAAGGCAUUCUGCACGGGCGGCGCGGGAAGUCCAAGUCGUACUUUCUCUUCUACAAGGAGGGGAAGUGGCGCGCCUUCAUCGAGGGCGUCGACACCCCGAAGAUUGUCAGCUACGUGAGGGAACUGUGCCGGAUUCAGAAGCCGGCUGAGGAGUGCGCCUCCAACGCGGAGCUGCUCAAGUUCUGGGAGCACUACUUCAGCGCCGCCGAGUCCGAGGUCCUCUUUGAAUCCUUCGCGAGUGCCAUCCAGGAGCACCUCGCGGCGCGGCGGCCGCUCACGGAGCGGGAGGAGCGGACCCUCGCGGAGGCCGUCGGGGCGGUGGACGCCAAGGUCUCCAUCCAGGCGCUGGAGGCUUGGCUCGGCGACCACGGGACGCUGGCGCGCGCCUUCGCGCAGCUGUUUCCACGUUUCACGGAGGGGCCGGAGGCGGCGGCCGCCGCGGGGGAUGCGGAGCACGCCCCUUCCAGCGCUCUGGAGGAGGCAGGCGCCUUUGCCAAUGAGCUGGAGACGCCAAAGGGCUUGUGGGCACAUGGUGCGGCGUGGCGGCCGGAGCUCUGGCGCCGCGUCGCGGCAACCCCGCUGCACGCGCCAGCCAACACCAGCCUUGUGCUGCUCCCCGGCGAAGAGGGCGAGGCGGCGGCGAGGGGCUGCCUUCAGCACGCCAAGGACAUUCCCACCCUGCACACCUACCUGGCCGACAUGGGCGUGGCGGAGGCGGACAUCCAAGUCAUGUGCCACGCGGCCGCGGAAAAGAUCCCCUCCGAGGUUCCCGCCUACGGCAAGCUGGGCCUGGUGCUCGCGCUGGCCGACAAGGACCGCGGUGCGGAGCUGCUGGGGCGCCAAGAGGGCCCCUUCGGGCAUCUCGCGGAGGGGACGCUCUUGUCACAGCACCUGCCGCUCGCCUACACCGUUAUCGCUUUGUGCACUUCGGCGGCGCCCGCCGAUGCGGAACUGUAUUACUGCAGCGAUUCCGGCACUCUGGCCUCCGCCGACGGCCUCAAGGUGGGCGAUACGGUGGUGCUGCCUCCUUUUUCGCGCCUGCGAUUGAACGGCGCCGCCGAGGGCGGCUUUACGGUGAAGUUCGUUGGAUUGCCACAGGUCAUUGAGCUCCCCACGGCGGAGGCUGGAGGGAAAACGGUCGUCCUUAGCCCGUGGUACGCCAAGUUUCACGUGACGGAGCGGGAGGAGAACGCCCUCACACUCACCUUCGCGGGGAACGCGGAGGAGGAGAGCUUUCGGCAGUCCGUUCGGCUAUACGCCGAACGCCUCGAGGCGGAUGAGAAGAAGCUGCCGCAGGCGGCGGAUAUAGUCGACGUCCUCGAGCACUCACUAGGCUACGAGCAGGUACCAGAGCCCUUGUCCCUUACAGACCCUCAUCUUCUCGACAACGCCGCCGCGGAGCACGCGCCAGAGCACGAGACCCCCGCCGCGGAGCACGCGCCGGAGCACGAGACCCCCGCCGCGGAGCACGCGCCAGAGCACGAGACCCCCGCCGCGGAGCACGCGCCAGAGCACGAGACCCCAGCCGCGGAGCAUGCGCCAGUUCAUGGGGACGAACUUUCUGAGGGGGACGUUGCCAAGGGCGCUUCCAGUGAUCACCACGCCGCGGAAGCGGAGCUUUGA
Trypanosoma conorhini is the source of this 1935-nucleotide messenger RNA. RefSeq lists its product as uncharacterized. The transcript has a single exon. Bases 1 to 1935 code for a protein of 644 amino acids. The record is from RefSeq and is a predicted model, not a curated record. Lineage: Eukaryota; Euglenozoa; Kinetoplastea; Trypanosomatida; Trypanosomatidae.